This is a messenger RNA of Saccostrea echinata, 2743 nucleotides long. Its product is annotated as chondroitin sulfate N-acetylgalactosaminyltransferase 1-like. The coding region runs from base 491 to 2014 and encodes 507 amino acids. Gene Ontology annotation, molecular function: glucuronosyl-N-acetylgalactosaminyl-proteoglycan 4-beta-N-acetylgalactosaminyltransferase activity. The record is from RefSeq and is a predicted model, not a curated record. Gene Ontology annotation, cellular component: Golgi cisterna membrane. The transcript has 4 exons. Lineage: Eukaryota; Metazoa; Mollusca; Bivalvia; Ostreida; Ostreidae.
GUUAUGGCAGAUGCUACUGAUUGGUCGGCCAGCCUCUGGUGUGACUUCAGGUCAUUUCCCCAUACACCUGCAGUUUCCAUUUCAACCAGAACAAGCCUACAUAUUUUUACAGUGCACUGUACAAGUUCUCACGAGUUACUGGAUGGGAAACAUGUGACAGCCUGGCUGGUGAACUGGUGAGUGUGGGGUCAGGACCCGGCCAAUUUAUUUAGUGUUGGUAAAUAUUGGACAAAGCUUGAUAAGGAGAUUCUGACAUAGUGACACAGGGUGGCGCACUCUUGUAUAUGGUCAGAUUGUCAAGUGUUCUGGGGCUAUUUUCACAACAAAGGCUUACCCUGGGAGCUUUAAGUGGAAUGGAGCAAGAUGAUUGGUUGAUUGUGUGGGCUUGCCUGAUCUCCUGAUACUCUGUCGUGGGCAGCAUAGCGCACAUUUGGGAUUGAGGAUAUAAACACAAAUACACAGGUUGGUGACAUGAGAGAAGGGAACGAGGAUGGGGAAGCCCAUGCCACGCGUACUGGUUCUCCUGUUUCUGUUGUCUGUGUUAACUAUGGUCGUCAUCACUAGAUGGGGUCUCGUUAUGGACAACAUCUCAACAACUGUCCCCCAGCAAACCCGGCACACCAGAGAAUUAUUCCAGGCCGCCAUUGAGGAAUCGGAAAAGAGACACCAGACCAGGAUUGAGGAACUUCAAAGCAGAAUCAAGGACCUGGAGGGGAUUCUUAAUUCCCAGAGGCUACAGCGUGAAAAUGUCACUGCCAGCAUGAACGAGUCAGAGAGUAAAAGUAGCAUAGUACAUAAGUACCUCAGUGAUAAACUUCAGGCAGCUGAAAUUCUUCAUGGAGUGGAACUGAAAAAUGAAUUUGAGAUGACAGCCUUCAACAGAUUUACACUUCACAGGAUUUAUCUGGUGGAUCCAGGACUGGGAAAGCGAGUGGUGGAGAAACCUAUAGGUUCAAAGAGGAGGGACUUAUAUGAAGUCAUCUCCUACAGCGUCGGUACACUUAAUGAACAACGAAAAAAUAUGUCCAAAAUUUUCACCAUCAGUGAUUUUAUAGAGGGAAUAUAUAGGACAGACCCUGCUUCUGGGACUCACUAUGAACUUUAUUUCAGAAAUAUCAAUUCCAAAGAAUCAGGGAGAUACUCAAAAGUUGCCAUUCUUAAACCAUUUGGUCCAUUAAUGACUGCCAUCAAUACAACAGUUAGAACUAGAGAAACUUGGAUAAAUAUCAUACUUCCUUUAAAGGGAAGGUUGGAUUCUUUUGAAAUAUUUAUGAAAAACUUUGUAGAUGUUUGCAUUGCAAUUGACAAGCAUAUUUACUUAACCAUUGUUUACUUUGGUAAGGAGGGGUUGGACACUGUGAAAAAUAUAACAAAAAAUGUCAGUCAUACCUAUGGAUAUAAAUUCAUGAGGGUCAUCAACGUGAAUGAAGAAUUUUCAAGGGGAAGAGGACUUCAGAUUGGAAUGGAAACCUGGAGGAGUAAGGAUGUAGUUAUAUUUAUGUGUGAUGUGGAUAUUAUAUUUAAUGCUGAAUUCUUAGAGAGGUGUCGACUUAACACUGAAAAACAGAAGAAGGUUUACUAUCCUAUUGUUUUUAGCUUAUUUAACCCAAAACUGGUGUAUUCUCUAGAAAACAGGACGAUUCCAUCUAUCAAACGACAGUUAGUGAUCUCCAAGACCACAGGGUUUUGGAGGGACUUUGGUUAUGGAAUGACGUGCCAGUACCUCUCGGAUUUCAGGGCAGUGAAGGGAUUCAGUGAAGGGAUAAUAGGCUGGGGCGGAGAGGAUGUGUUUUUGUAUAAAAAGUAUGUCCGCAGUAAUAUGAUUGUGGUCAGAGCUACAGAUCCAGGCAUAUUUCACCUGUGGCAUGACAAGGUGUGUCCAGUCACUUUGUCAGCUGACCAGUAUAGGGGCUGUAUCCGGUCCAAGUCUUUUAGCGAGGCCUCGCAUGCACAGCUUGGUAUUCUGGCCUUCAAGGACCAGAUAGACAUUCAGAAACUCCAUAGGAAAAAGUAGUCUUUCUUCCAUUGUGUUUUUUCUAAUCUUUUACUUUAUUAUUAUAUUGGGGUAAAAUUUGAGAGAUUCUUUACAACAAUGCCACAUGGUAGAUGAUUAAAUUCCCAUAUUUAGGACAUUUUAUGAAUUGUCAAGGAGCUUAAGAUUGAACACCUGGUAGGGUGAUAUUCCAGCUAGGGCAGCUACUUUUGAGAAGUUAUAAUUGUCAUUGCUAUACUUACUAAGUGCAUUGAAUAGAGAAGUCUAGGAAUUAUCAACCAUAUAUCCCUCUGUAAAUUACUGCUCAGACAAUCACUCAAUCAGGGAGAAACAUACACUUCAUCUUACAGAAUUUUAAGUCUUUUUGUUUAGAAUUUAACAUUUUGUCAUUUUGGUCUAAAAUAGUCUUAUAAUUAUAACACUAACACUUCAAUCUUUAAAUGUUCACUAAAAAUUAUCAGUAGCCAAAUCUAUCAACAGAAGACAUUGCACAAUUUAGGUUCUUUGAAAGGGGGGGGGGGGUUCUUUGUUUUUAUUUGGUGCUAUUCUAUUUCAAUAUAAUGCAUUUUCAUACAUAUCCCUCUAGACUACAUUUAGGAAUUGACGUGAUUUCACUUUGCUCUAUUUUUAGUCAUUUCUCUGUAUGAUAUGAUUGUGUUCACAUAGAGAAAUUCUAGUCUUAUUAAAUCAGCAUUAUAACUUUUAUACAUUCUGUGGUUGUAUUGCCUGGCAGCACUUGUUUUCUUUAUG